AUGAAGGGAGUAUUAUUUGUCUUUUUAUUGCAGUUUGUGCUUGACUAUCCAAAUGAGCUGAUCACAUCUGUGGAAGGGACUAUUAGUACUGAUAGCUGGGCGGAUAUUCUGUCGUUGACAAUCAAAACAUCAAAAGGUAGAACCAUUUCGUUUGGUAGAAAGUCUAAUGAUGUUUCCAAAUUUGUACUUGAGAAGAAAGGUAAUGCUAUUGUUGGGUUCUAUGGAUGGACUCAAUAUUAUAGCCUUAAAGCUCUUGGAGCAUAUUAUCGUCCAUUUCCUACUCCUCCAGAUGAAAAUUUACUAGAAGCAAAGGGUGGAGAUGGAGGAGCUUCUUGGGACGAUGGUGGUAGUUUUGAUGGUGUUAGAAGGAUAUACAUUGGACUUAGCCAGAACUCUGUUUCCUUCAUCAAGUUUAUUUACUACAAAAGUUACCAACUGGUCUUCGGAGAGGAUCAUGGGAACAAGACCAAAAUUGGACUCCAAGAGUUUGAGCUGAAUUAUCCAAGUGAAUAUAUCACAACAGUGGAGGGUACUUAUGAUACUAAAUCCGGAGUUAUCACCAUGCUUAGGUUCAAGACCAAUAAACAAACCUCUCCACCUUUUGGACUCGUUACAACAUCUGGCUUCAUACUCCAAAAGGCUGAUCACAAGAUCGUUGGUUUCCAUCAUUCCAUGGCAAAUCCAGCAACAUGCUUCAUCAAAUCGGAGUCCACCUAAGUUUGAUCAUCUGAUUCAUCUAUGUUUUACUCCACCAAACGUUUGUCUCCUAUAUGUUUGUUUGUUUAAGAGACAAUCCAAUGUAAUAAGACAAGUUUUUAUUUCUUCUAAGAAUAAGUCAGUCAUCUCAGCA
Messenger RNA from Camelina sativa (false flax), 850 nucleotides. The record is from RefSeq and is a predicted model, not a curated record. NCBI's taxonomy places the organism in Eukaryota, Viridiplantae, Streptophyta, Magnoliopsida, Brassicales, Brassicaceae.